This is a messenger RNA of Paramecium octaurelia, 625 nucleotides long. The record is from the annotation of a GenBank genome assembly. NCBI's taxonomy places the organism in Eukaryota, Ciliophora, Oligohymenophorea, Peniculida, Parameciidae.
UUUAAAUAAUGAGCAAUCACGAAGAUGAUUUAGAAGUACAAGAGCCAGUUGACCAAUAAAAGGAAGAUGAAUCCCAAAAGAAAGGAGGUACGUUAUACAAGUAACUCUCAUAGGCACUGACAAUAAGCAUUAACUUAAAGAUAUUGAUUUGUCAUCAAUUUUCGUGAGAAAUUUGGAUGAAAACACAACAGAAGAUGAUCUUAAAGAAUAUUUCAAGGAUUGUGGAAACAUAGUUAAAGUAAGAUUAAAAUAAUAGGUUAGGUGACUUUAAGAAGUGAUAAGAACACUGGCACUCUUUAUUCAUAUAUACAAUUUCAAGAUUAAAAUUCAGUUGAGGAUGCUUUGGUAUUAAGUGAAGGUAUCAUUAGAGGAAAGAAAAUAUUGGUAUUCAUUCAUUUCUAGAAAUAGGUGUUCCAAAAGAGAACAAAUUUAAGAAAUAGAGGAAGAGGAAAUCGAGGCGGAAGGGGAUAGCGUAUUUACAAAUCUCUAUAUUUUAGCGUUUUAAUAUAUUACAAGAGGAAGAUAUUUGUAUGCAGAACCAAUAAGAGGAAGAGGUGCUUAUCGUGGUGGCAAAUGAGAUAUUUUCACAGCCACCAUUGUAUAUUAUUACAAAAUAAAAAAAAUA